AUGUACAUCACAUAUUCCAUAUUUUUAUAUUUCCUUGUUUGUGACUCGAUACCUUCCAUACUCGCUCAAGCUGUAUCGCAAAUCAGCUCCUCCUUAUUGCCAGAUUCUAUUGUAUCUGUGCUUAACCUUACAGAGGGUACCACCUCAUUACCAUCUGCGGAGAUUACAACUCAAACUGGCGUUGCAUCUUCUCCUUUUAUUUUUGCUAUCCCCACAGAGCUAUCGGAACCCAUCAAUAUAACGGGAACGCCUGAUCCAGGAUUAAGUUCCUCGGAUUUGUCUCAGGCUCUGCCCUCUGAGUCAAAUCCCCGCGCUACCAGUACCACGAUCGAAUGGAUUACCGCUUCAUUACCACCUAGCACUACCACUACCACCAUUACAUUCCCUUUGGGCGGAUCUGAAACUACUCUAUCUGGAUCUGGGACCUCGGCUUCUGCUUCUACUUCAUCAUCCACCAACACGGUUACUUCUGAAGUCUUUCUAAAUACUUCGCAAUCCACGCCUUUGGUCUCUCCAUCAAUCUUAAUCGGUACUAGCACUUCUGUGCUCUCAGUUGCUCUAUCUACAUCUAACUCUACAGUACUAACUUCAUCUGAAACUGGAAUCUCUGUUAUACCGAUGGUAUCGCCAUUGUCUUCUGCUGAACUAAGUAGUAUUGUACCUCCCACCUCUUCCAGUACUGUAUCUAGUGUCAUUGAGUCUCUAGCUUCUGCAACUGCUAUCUUCACAACAGAAUCUAGCGUCACAACUCUACUCAUAUCUGAAAGUUUUACGGGGUUUUUUAGCACAACACCUUUACCCGAAUCAACAACCUUCUCCACAAUUGUAGCAACUCUUUCUACCGUUCCAAUUAACCCCUCAAUUUCAAGCUCAUCUGUCGUUCCUUCAGUCCGUCCAUCAGAUCCGAGCAGUUUCGUGCCUAUUACAACCGUUCCUUCACCUUCGCCAUCAGGAAAUAGUGGAAAUGGUUCAUUCCCGAGCGCUUCAAAGUCAAACAGUUCUCCCCCAAGUGCCUCGGGGUCAGGAAAUGGUUCAUCUCCAUCAGACUCUAUAGCAAUUGUUACACCGCAGAGCUCUACAAUAGAAUCUAAUACGACAAUAUUGUAUCAAUCUGAGACCCCGACAGUAGCUACUGAUACUGGAUCUUCCGCAAAACCUAGUGACGUGCCUAGCACCAUCGAACCUGCAGCAUCAUCCACUGUCAUCUCGCUUGGUACAAACCAUAGUGGCAUCGAAUCCACCAGCAGUGCAGAAUUUUUAGUCUCAUCCAGCGCAAUUGUUAGUUCAGGGACUUUGUCUAAAUUUGACAUCUCUACAACAAAUUGUAGCGCAAGUCAGGUCAACACGACACCAGAUUCUGGAGUUAGCCACAUUCCUUACACAUCAACGGUUGAAAUGAUCAAUCCAACGUUAGACAUUGCUACUACUACUACUACUACUUCUACUUCUACUUUGCCUGGUUUAGAACCGUCAUCAUCAACACUCGAUGAGACUUCCAGUAGUGAAAUUGAACCGCUUAUCAGUACAACGAGUGUAUCGAAUCUAGGUUUCUUUAUCGAGUCACACACUACUAUAUUGAUCGUUUCCUCAUCAGCAUUUUUAACUAAUCCGGCUCCAGCAUCUUCAACUAGUGUGGAAUCGAGUGUCCAGUCUCUCUCCGUAUCUUCUGUUCCGGUUAUUGUCAGCUUUCUUCCAGGAGAUAUGGCUGAAUCAAGAACAACAACAUACCUGAGUUCAAUUUAUACGCUUAUUCAAGUCUAUACCAGAUCGCUUACAUCCAGUGUGGUAGAGUCAAGUAGCAGUCCUAUUCUCCCGAAUUAG
Molecule: messenger RNA, 1821 nt
Organism: Botrytis fragariae
Lineage: Eukaryota; Fungi; Ascomycota; Leotiomycetes; Helotiales; Sclerotiniaceae
Exons: 1
Coding region: 1-1821 (606 amino acids)
Source: RefSeq, a predicted model, not a curated record